AGUCACACACGUUCAUAGAAGGGAUCAAGGGUGCUGUCUCGUCUAGAAAGCCGAUAUUCCAUUUCUUCUGUUAACCACGUUACGCACCUACUGUUACCCCCAACUAUUAUGGAGCGACGAGAAGCCAAAGUUUGUCGCAGGGCUCUGCUUGCGCGAGCGCGCAGAAGGCGCCAGACACUAUUCAAGAAAGCAGACGAAUUGCGUUCAGAAUGCGAUGCAGAAGUUUAUAUUGUGAUUCAUAAGCACGGACGCUUCUUCACUUACACAUCAACCGAUAACCCUGCGUGGCCACCUUCAAAGGAGCAUAUUGAGAUGAGUUAUCCUCUACCAAUUGCUAUUGGCCCAUCGUCACAAGAAGUGGCUGUGCUAAGGACUCGUCGCCCGGGGAUUGAUGAGGAAUGAAAGGAGAGACAUGAUUGGUUAUUUCAAACCUAGUAAUAUAAACAACUAUUGUUUGCCACGUUCUAUUUGCUCCACUAUUGGGUUACACAACUGUCCUUGUUUGUAACCUGCGAUCCAGACAUUGAAU
Molecule: messenger RNA, 529 nt
Organism: Truncatella angustata
Lineage: Eukaryota; Fungi; Ascomycota; Sordariomycetes; Amphisphaeriales; Sporocadaceae
Exons: 3
Coding region: 109-402 (97 amino acids)
Molecular function (GO): DNA binding; protein dimerization activity
Source: RefSeq, a predicted model, not a curated record